UGUUGUGACUAUGUACAGUAUAGGUCUUGGUUUCAACCUGAUUGUCUACUCAAGGACUUUCAUUCUAGGCAUAUAGCAGAGAAUUGGCAAGGAAUUCCAUAUUUAACGUAGAAGGUCAUCAUGGGGCUGCUGACAGACCCCAAACAGAGACAGCGACUGGUGGCCAUCAUCUCCAAGUACAACCAGAAGCUGAGCAUCCUCCUGUACAUUGUGGGUCUGGCCUGGUUCUUCCUUCUUGCCUACCAGCCCCUCAAUGCCAGCACCUAUUUCUCUGAGAACGCUCUCCUACCUGGUCUUGUGGAGAAUGAGUUCUACAAUGAGGCAGAGCUCAGCAACUUCAAUAAACAGCUGAUGGAAGAGCUGAAGAAGGAUGACAAGACAACUCCUAAAGAUUGGGUCUAUGAGCAGUUCCAGAGUUUUGGUCUGGAUGUCUACUCACAGAACUUUUCCCUGAAAUACCCGUUUGGACAAGUUGAUAAAGAGAUCCCAGGGAGGAAUGUCUAUGCUAUCCUACGUGCUCGUCGCUCAUCUAGCACCGAGUCUGUUGUGAUAUCAGCACCUCUUCGUCCCUGGCUUGCGGAGGAUGAACAGACCAGCGGCGGCAUUGCCAUCAUGAUGGCAUUGGCAAGACACUUCAGAAACAAGCCCUACAUUGCCAAGGACAUCAUCUUUCUGAUGCCGGAGUAUGACGAAGUGGGAAUGCAGGCAUGGCUUGAUGGUUACCAUGGGACCACAUCAAAUUUUAUCUUCCCUGGCCGACUGCCUGGGCGUAGUGGUCAGAUUCAGGCCGCUCUGAACCUGGAGAUUCCCCCCGAGAAGACAGCCUAUCUCAACAUUAAACUGGAGGGCAUCAACGGGCAACUUCCAAACCUAGACUUUGUCAACCUCGUUGUCCGCCUCUGCCGAAAGGAAAGGGUCAAGGUCACUCUGAACAAGAUGGAUGAUUAUAUCUACGACCCCGAGACGUUUGAGGGCUACACCCAUGCUCUAAAGACCAUGUUGAACAUGAUGUGGUAUCAGGCGCCUGGCUCCCCUACAGGCAACCAUGGACUGUUCCACAGAUUCCACAUUGAGGCUCUGACCUUGAGUGGUGAACCUGAGAAGCGGGGAAGAAAUGUUGGACUGGACAAAUCAGGAAGGAUUGUUGAGGGUGUGUUCCGCAGUCUGAACAACCUCCUUGAACGCUUCCACCAGUCCUUCUUCUUCUACAUCCUGUCCGGCACGCAGAGAUACAUCUCUAUCGGUAUUUAUAUGCCUCCAUUUGCUCUCAUGGUGGCUGCUGGGCUGAUCAAGGCCCUAGCAUUGUGGAUUGGUGCCGACUCCUCUCAGAAGAAAACCGAGGAAGAUUCAGGAGCUGUUAAGGAUGAAGACAAGGAUGGAGAGAAGGAUGGAGACAAGGAUGAAGACAAGGAUGGAGAGAAGGAUGGAGACAAGGAUGAAGACAAGGAUGGAGAGAAGGAUGAAGACAAGGAUGGAGAGAAGAGUGGAGAAGAGAAAGCAGAGAAGAAAAAGGAAGGGCAGAAAGAUUCAGAGCAGAAGAGGAAGGAAAAGAGUGAGAAACUGGAGAAAGAAAAGAGGAAGUUGGAUGAAGAUGAGGAAGAAGACGAUGGAGACAUAGGCGAUGAAGCUGAAAUUCCCCAGCAGGUCGGACUCCGUAGCCUGCUUCCUGUUGCCUCCAUCUGUAUGCUGCUCGGCUUCCUGGCGUACUCCGGACCAAACGUCAUGUCUCAGUUCUCCACACCGUUCCGGCUCCGUGUGCAGGACUCCCUGAUGUUUGGUCUGCUGGCUCUCUUCUGUGCCUCUCUGCUGUAUCCCAGGAUGAUCAAGAAGAAGUACAACGAGUCUGACAAGUUCCAAGUGGACUGGCAGACCCUGAAGAGUGUCAGCCUCAUCCUGCUGUCCCUCAUCCUGUUUGCCAUCGCCCUCAUGAACAUCUCCCUCGCCUUCUUCCUCACCGCCACAAUGAUGCCUGUCUGCACAUUUGUCGUCCCCACAUCAAGCAGGAUUAUGACAUGGCUUCAGAAGCUGCUCCUGCUGCUAGUGUCACCCCGCAUCGUUCCUCUUCAUCAGCGCCAUCAUCUACACCAUUGUACUCGGGGACAAGUACAAUGGCUACCUGGACCUGCUGAUGUCGUCGUGGAUGUACGUGAAGCAGAGUGUGUUGAUGAGGCUGCUGGACCAGUGUUUCUUUGGAAGCUGGACCUACACAGUGAUGAGUCUUAUCAUCUUCCCCAGCUGGCUGAUGUUCUGGGGGGUGCCUCACUGCGAGCCCUAGGGGUGCAAGGAGUGUCUGUGUAGUCGUCGUUUAUUUAUGAGGGAGCAGGUCAAAAGUUGAAUGUCAAAUAAAAAUCUGAAUUCCUUUAGUUCAGGAGAGAAAGUUAGCAAGAGAUGUAGGUCUCAGAUGAUUUGGUGAAACCAUCAGCAUGGGUAAGGUGCUGACAAACAAAACACAUAAUUCUGGGAACCUACCAUUCAAACAGGGAUUCGACAGUGAUUCAAAUCCACAAUGAGGGUUUCUGGUCCUCUCAAGGGACAAUGAGUUACGGUUAAUGAAAUAACAGUUGUCGACAUGUCAUUUAAAGCUCUGUCAAACUAUUUUAAGGAACUUCAGGAAUCAAGGAUAUUAUUCUGCAUUGUACUUUUGAAACAUUCCCUGAAUUCAUCUAGAAUGAGUGUACAGGUAUGAUAAUUUCAUGAAUAUGAAUGUUACGAGUGAAAACUGCUGGAAUAUUGUUU
Molecule: messenger RNA, 2736 nt
Organism: Haliotis rubra (blacklip abalone)
Lineage: Eukaryota; Metazoa; Mollusca; Gastropoda; Lepetellida; Haliotidae
Product: glycosylphosphatidylinositol anchor attachment 1 protein-like
Biological process (GO): attachment of GPI anchor to protein
Cellular component (GO): GPI-anchor transamidase complex; membrane
Source: RefSeq, a predicted model, not a curated record